Messenger RNA from Meloidogyne enterolobii, 4362 nucleotides. The record is from the annotation of a GenBank genome assembly. NCBI's taxonomy places the organism in Eukaryota, Metazoa, Nematoda, Chromadorea, Rhabditida, Meloidogynidae.
AUGGAUGAAACUAAAGAGAAAUUAUUCAAAAAAGAAGAGGAAGAAGAGUUAAUUCAGAACCAACAAAAUGGUUUUCAUUCCCCUCUAGAAAAUUUUGGACAAGAAAAUGGACAUCUUAUUGAAUAUAGAACUUUAAGUACACAAAGUGAUGGAAGUGAAGAAAAUGUUGGGGAUGAGAAUAAUUUAAUUCAAAUAAUAAAUCCAGAAGGAGAAGACAAAGAAGAGGUUGAAAGAGAUAUUGCUACGUCUGUUGAUCUUUCUGAUCAGAGUUUGAUCCGUCAAGCACUUGGAAAAAUGCAGAAUUUUGUAGACGAUAUUCAAAUAAACCAAUUAGAGAUAAUUAAAGUACUUGACGAGGCUAAGGAUAAAUUAAUUAUUGAAAGAACACAAAUUUGUUCAGCAGAAAUGGAACGAAUUCUUGGAUUAUGUAAACGACGGAAAGGGGAUUUACAAAAGCUUUUGGAGCAGUGUAGACUUUGGGAACAAUUACGUGCCUCUCUUGAGCUUUGGCUAAAUCAAGCUAACGAAAAAUUAACAUCUGGUGGCCGUGUUAUUGGAUUAAGUGAUGAUGAACUCUCAGAACAAUUAGAUUUAAUUAAUCAAUUAACUGCUGAAUCUGAUCAGUGGGAAGAAAAAUUAAGAGAAAUGAAUAGAAUAUCCAAUCAAUUAUUGGAAAUAUAUAGACGGGAUGAUGGCCAUAAUCUUAGCCAUUUAAACAGCAAAUUAAAUACUCAGUGGGCUAAAUUUAAUGAUCAAUUACGUAUUCGACGUUCUGUUAUUGAAGCAGCACAAAGAUCGCGUUUUGAUUUUCAAACAGCUUUGGGACAUUUUCAGCAAUGGAUGCAAAUACAAUGUUUAAAAUUACAAAAAUUAGCUAAUGAAACAGAAAAUCAACAAAAACUUAAAGAUACCGGACUUAGAAAUGAAUGGUUGGGGAAAGAAAAGUCAGCAAAUAUGGAAAUAGAUGCACAUAGAGAAAUGAUGGAAUCAGUUAAAAAGAUGGGGCGUAAAUUAUUAGAAGAGCAACGACAAGAAUUGUUAAAUUUAGAUAAUAAUAAUGAAAUAAUAAUUAGUAAUGUUGGAACAGAAAGGGAAAUUUUACUUAAACGAGUUGAAAGUAUUGAAAGUGAAUGGAAUGCUUUAUUAUCUUUACAUAAAAUUAUUAAAGAAAGAUUAGAAAAUGCACAGGAAGAAUGUGAUCGUUUAAUUCAAUCACUUUCUGAUUUUCUCUUUUGGGUUGAUCAACAACGCAAAACUAUUUCGAAUACACAGCCAGUUGGGGGUGAUUUAAAUACUGUGGAAAGACAAUGUGGCAUUCUUCGAACAAUUCAAAGGGGUAUUGAGGCUAGAGAACAGCCUGUUGAAGAAUGUAUUAAAUUAGCACAUGAGUUUUUAAUGCAACAUAAUCUCCGGCCUCCGAUACAUCACCCUUCUCUAAUGGCUCAACCACCUGUUGAUCCAUACAGCCCUAAAACAGAAGCAGAACGUGAAGAACGCCGUGUUGGGCAACAAAUAAAUUCUGAUUCUAAACAAUUACAAGAAGAUUGGGCUAUUUUAAAAGAAGAAUUAACUAUUUGUUAUCAAAAAGUUGCUGAUACUCACAAAGAAAUGCAAGAAUUAGAUCGUUCAAUGGCUGAGGCACUUCUUUCAAUUGGCACAGUGGAAGGGGAAAUACAAACAAUGAGACCUGUUGAAAAUUUAUUGUUAGAGGAUUUAAAUUUAGAAAAGGUUGAAUGCCUUGACUUUCGCCAAAGAGUUCAUGAAGCGGGUACUCAUGUUGAUGAUGUUAAUAAUUGGGCUAGUAGUAUUCAAGCAAUGGGAAUUGAAUUAAGUGAUCAAUUAGAACAUCAUAUAAUUGCAAUUAAUGAAAGAUAUGAAAAACUUAAAAGGGAUAUUGGGUGUAGAUGGGCAGCACUUGAAAGGGCUUUAAAUGAUUUUGGACCAGCUAGCGAGAAUUUUCUUGUAGAUUUGGUAGAGCCUCCUUGGCAACGUGCAAUUUCUACAACAAAUAGACUUCCCUACUAUAUCGAUCAUAGUGCAGAACACACCCAAUGGGACCAUCCAGCAAUGGUUGACAUACUUGAAAGCCUGUGUUCUUUCAAUCAAGUAAAGUUUAGUGCUUACAGAACUGCUAUGAAGUUAAGAGCUCUGCAAAAACGGCUUUGCUUGGAUUUAAUUGAUUUGGCCGAUUUAAAUAUGCAAUAUACAAAACAUCUUUCUAAUUAUGCUGAUGAAAAAAGAAUUCAAGUUGAGGAUGUAAUUCAAUGUCUUUUACCUCUUUUUGAAAAAGCUCAUGAAGAAAGACCUGCUUUAGUGCCGAAUGUUUCUUUAGCUGUUGAUUUAACACUUAAUUUACUUCUAAAUAUUUUUGAUCCAUGUAGAGACGCAAAAAUGCGUGUGCUUUCGUUUAAAAUUGCUCUUGUUGUUCUUUGUCAUGCAACUUUAGAGGCUAAAUAUACUUAUUUAUUUCAUCUUAUUUCUAAUAAAGAUGGAGUUGAUCAUAAACGACUUGCAGUUCUUUUUUAUGAUCUUAUUCAUAUUCCAAAAUUUCUUGGCGAAGCCGCAGCUUUUGGUGGUUCAAAUAUAGAGCCUUCUGUCCGUUCCUGUUUUGAACAUUCCAAAUUCCCUCCACAUAUAAAUUCUGAUCAAUUUCUUGAUUGGCUUAAGAGAGAGCCUCAAUCUUUAGUUUGGCUUCCAGUUAUGCACAGAUUAGCCUCUUCUGAAUUUGCAAAACAUCAAGCUAAAUGUAAUGCUUGUAAAAUGUUUCCGAUUGUUGGUCUUCGUUAUCGUUGUUUGCGUUGUUUUAAUUUUGAUAUUUGCCAGAAUUGUUUCUUUAGCCAAAGAAUUGCAAAAAGUCAUAAAUUAAAUCAUCCAAUGCAGGAAUAUUGUACUCCUACAAGUACUGGCGAUGAUGUUAGGGAUUUUACUGCAAUUAUUAAAAAUAAAGUACGUCAAGGAAAGGGAAGAAUUGGUUAUUUACCUGUUGAACAAAUAAAUGAAGGUCCCCCACUUGAAUGUGCUGAACAAACACCACAAAAUUCUGAAACAGAAUCUAUACAUCAAAGAAUGCAUUUAAUUGCUUCUCGAUUAGAAAAAAGGCAAAUUGAGGCAGCUGAACAUUUUCCUUUGGCUGUUAUUUUGCCUUCGGAUGUCAAAAUUAACGGAGUCGAAAAAAACGGAAUAAUGGGUGUUGGUAUGCAUACACCAAUAAUGAUUGAUAAUGAAAAAAAUGAAAAAGAGAAUGAACUUAUUAAUGGAAAUAAACAACAAAACGAGAUUUCUCAAAAAUUGCCAGCAAUUCCUGGUUUAGCCCCAAACUUUCAAUCACCAGAAAUUCAAAUUUAUCACGAUCAACAAAGAAAUGCACAAAUUUCUGCUGUCGUUUUAGCUGCCCAACAAGAAGUUAAAUCCCCUAGUCAAUUAGUUACUCAAGUAGAUCAAGCAAGUAAAGAAGAAUUGGGGCAAUUAUUACAAAAAUUACAAUAUGAAAAUAUAGAAUUAAAAAGAAAAAUUGAGGAAAGAAGAAAGGCGAUUUAUUCAACAAAUAAUUUUUCUCACCAAGCAACAACUUCAACCCCAAAUUUGCGGACACCUGUAAAUAAUGAAGAUUUAGAAAAAAUUGAAACUGAUUCUCAACAAAAACAAAUAAAUAUUGAAGAUGCACACAAAAUUCGUGCAAAAAGUAUUGGAACUGUUGGUCUUCCAACAAUAUUUUCACAGCAAACAAUGUUGCCUCCCCCACGUAUUCAACGUCCAUUUCCAGUUCCUGCACUUCAUCGUCAAUAUUCAUUAGGUAUACAAACAUCAGAUCCAAUAACCGAACAAACAAAUGAUCAUCUCCAACAAAUGACAGUUCUUGUUGAGGCUCAAAAACUUAGAUUACACCAAAAAAGAUUGGAGGAAAGAGGAAUGGUACUUGAAGAACAAAAUAAACAAUUACAACAACAACUUGAUAGAUUACAAAAAUUAAUGGAAAAAAAAAAUGAAAUUAUUUUAACACCAACACAAAAACGUAUAGAUGAAGUCCAAACAGGUAUAGUCUCCUCUACAGAUGCAGAGGAUACAGAUAUGGAAAUGUUGGGAAUUAAUAGAAAAUCUGUUGGGGGAGGAUUAAGUUCUGGACAAAUUGGGACAGAAAUACGUAGAAAUAGAAUGGAUAGAUUAAGAGAAACAGUAAAUGAAUUAAAUAAAGCAAUGGAACAUUUUGUACAAUUUACUCAGCAUUGUAGUGCUGUAAGUGGAACAACUGCUGCUUUAAGAAGAGAUAUUGAAAAUCAAAAUGGUGAUGAUAAUGAAGAAGAAAAUGAUGAAUUAGAUAGUGGAACUGCUGAUCAGGAUUGUUUUGAGGAGAAAAAAGAUUAA